AUUAUUCAACAUAUGGAAUAAUAAAAAGUAACGUUGAUUUGUCCAAAAUUUCGAAACAACACAACAGUACAUAAUUGCCAUUUACAUCAUUAAAUAGUUAAUGAAGGAUAGGAUAUAAAGUUUUUAAAAAUGAUUUCAUUAAAUCAGGAAAAUCUCUUUUGUAUAAAAAUAAGGUUACUUUACAAAUUUAAUCAUCUUUGAAAUAACUCUGCAAGAAUAUUAAUUUUUUGAUAAAUCUAAGAGAUGACAGAUCAGGAUCGAAUAAAACUUCUAUUUUUCAUCAUAAUCUGCAACAUCAAAUAUUUUUUAGACUGUAUAAUUACCAAACAUGUCUUUUGCUGCUUUUAAGCAUAUUUUUUUAACCUAAUAAAAAAUAAGUCUUUUCUGAUUAAGAUCAUUACC
Messenger RNA from Paramecium sonneborni, 402 nucleotides. The record is from the annotation of a GenBank genome assembly. Lineage: Eukaryota; Ciliophora; Oligohymenophorea; Peniculida; Parameciidae.